Adineta ricciae is the source of this 1926-nucleotide messenger RNA. NCBI's taxonomy places the organism in Eukaryota, Metazoa, Rotifera, Eurotatoria, Adinetida, Adinetidae. The record is from the annotation of a GenBank genome assembly.
AUGGCAUCAACAAACCCAUUGAUGAGAAUGAGUGCGAUGAAUAAACUCAAGCCAUUUUUCAAUGGAGCAAAAAAUGAAGACGCGCCGGAAUGUUACGAGCGUGUUCGUUACAUUCGAGAUUCGUGUAAAGCUCUUUCUGAUAUUUGGAAAUCGGAUAAGGAUAUUCUGAAUAAAAGCAUUGAAGGUGAGGUUGCGAAAACGUUGAAAGAAUUUCGUGUCAGUGAGAAUGCACGAGCUUAUUAUUCGCCACAUGGUGCCACAGGUUCACCGUCGAUAUUAAAUGCAACAGUUGAAGACUUAAUUAUGAUACAUGAAACGAUCGAUGAAGAUAGAAGAAGAUGGCUUGAGAAAUUUCGAAAAAUUGCUGAACAAGCGAAAGAAAAACAGUCGUCGAUUCGCCAAACAAUGGCAGAUUUACGUGAUAAUUACGAUCGUGCUCUGAAAAAAUUUGAGACUGCGGAAGCGAACUUGAAAAAGUUUCGAAAUCGAUCAGAUCGUUCUACUGUGCAGAAUUAUGACGACCGUUGCCGUGAAUUAGAAGAUAUUCGUAGUGAAUGUGAUCAAGCUCGAAUUUUAGCUCGUGAUGCCUAUGCAACAGAAACUUAUCGCAUAGCUAGUGAAGAACAUUCCAUUUCACGUGAUCUAUUUGCUCAAAUUCUUUCGGAAGAACAGACGUUCUAUCGUGAUAUUGAACAGUAUUUAUCCAAAGAAAUUCCGCGCAUUCGAGGGCGGUUAGAUGCUGAUCAAUUAACUCCAUGCUUUCACUGUGAUCUCGCUGAACAUUGUACUAAACACAUUGGCCGUCCAAUAGCAUAUCCGAUUGAAACUUGUAUUCAUCUACUGAGAGGAAGCGAAACAGAAGAAGGUCUCUUUCGAAUUGCACCAGCACAUGGCAAACAGAAGAAACUAGUUGCAGAAUUAGAUUUACAAUUACUGAAUAAGCACUCGAGAUUAAACGUACUUGGUUAUGAUGCACACGUUGCGGCAGGAACAUUGAAACAAUAUCUAAGAGAAUUACCAGACUGCUUACUUACAGAUAAACUUUUAUCACAAUGGAUAGAAGUUCCAACAUUAAGUACUGACGAAGCCCGUAUUCAACGAAUCGGUGAAUUGAUUAGUCAAUUGCCUAAAGUCAACUACGAUAAUCUCUGUUAUUUGAUCCGUUUCCUCAGUGAUGUAGCGGCAAAAAGUGCGGAAAAUAAAAUGACUGCUGGUAAUUUGGGUAUUUGUAUUGGUUGCAGUAUUCUCUACGCUAAAGAUCAGCCAUCAAUUCCUAUGAUGUCGAACUCUUAUACACAGAGUUCCACUAUAGUUGAACUAAUGAUUGUUCAUCAUAAGAAGUUGUUUCCGUCCAACGAAAAAAUGGAAUUACGAACUCAGAUAGAGCCAGAUAUUAUUCCAAAGGGCCGUCCAACGGAAAAUUCUUCUGUUCCGGAGGGAGAUCUACUCAAUAUUGAAACUUCUGAACCCUCACCACCACAAUCGCGUAAGUCGCAAGCACCCCGUGCGCCAAGUGUUCGACAAGCAUUCAUUCAAGCUGAAUCAACACAAAAUCCUCGAACAGAAGGCGAUCACCUCUCAGCAAAACAACAGUCUGCUGAAUCAAUAACAGCACCAAGUUCUCCGGGUCUGAAUAGACAUACCCGAAAUCCGAGUUGUGAUUCGGAAUUAGAUCGUUCAUUUGUUCCACCGCCUGUUCCGCCGCCACUUCGACCACGACCUUCGAUUUCAAGAAAAGAACUCGAAAGAUCCGAUUCAACAUCCAGUGAUGCAUCAUUCUUGUCACCAACAUCCAAUGAUGGUGUUCAAACGAGUAAAUCCACUUCGGAUAUGCAUAAUCGAGCGAACAAUUCAGGUCCGCCAACGAACCUUCGGCUUUCAUCGCAUCGAAAACCAACUUCACCCGAGGAAAUCACCCAAUUCUAG